This is a messenger RNA of Sorex fumeus (smoky shrew), 4400 nucleotides long. It is a transcript of the gene TP53BP2, whose product is annotated as tumor protein p53 binding protein 2. Gene Ontology annotation, cellular component: nucleus. Gene Ontology annotation, molecular function: p53 binding. The record is from RefSeq and is a predicted model, not a curated record. Gene Ontology annotation, biological process: regulation of apoptotic process. The transcript is spliced from 18 exons. Bases 305 to 3709 code for a protein of 1134 amino acids. Lineage: Eukaryota; Metazoa; Chordata; Mammalia; Eulipotyphla; Soricidae.
GCCGCGCGGGGGGCGGAGCCGGCGCGGGCUAGCCGGGAUCAGGCCCCGGGAUUAGCUGGUUUCGGAGUCGCGGGAUCCGGCCAGUCGCGAGCGCUCGGCAGACAAAGCAGCCUCCGAGGCCCGAAGCGCUGUGCCGCGGGGUCUCUGCGCCCCGGGCCGAGGGAGCGCGGGGCAGUUUCUCCGCAGACCGCCGCCGCCGCCCCGCCACCGGCCGCUGCAUCGCAACAGGUUCGCCGCCUCCCCGCGCUCUCCGUCCCCCGGGUGCUUCCGCUCGGCUCGGGGCCGCGGUCUGGCUACCGCUUCGAUGCGGUUCGGAUCCAAAAUGAUGCCGAUGUUUCUGACUGUGUACCUCAGCAAUAACGAGCAGCACUUCACCGAAGUCCCAGUCACCCCGGGAACGCUGUGCAGAGACGUGGUGGACUUGUGCAAAGAGCCCGGGGAGAACGAGUGCCAUUUGGCUGAAGUGUGGUGCGGCUCAGAGCGACCAGUGGCUGAUAAUGAGCGCAUGUUCGAUGUUCUUCAGCGAUUCGGAAGUCAGAGGAGUGAUGUUCGUUUCUUUCUCCGUCACGAGCGCCCACCCGGCAGGGACAUGGUUAGUGGACCAAGGUCUCAGGAUCCAAGUUUAAAAAGAAAUGGUGUAAAAGUACCUGGUGAACAGAGAAGAAAGGAGAAUGGGGUGAAUAAUCCCAGGAUGGAUCUGACUCUUUCUGAACUUCAGGAAAUGGCAUCCCGCCAGCAGCAGCAGAUCGAGGCCCAGCAGCAGAUGCUGGCUACAAAGGAACAGCGCUUACAGUUUUUGAAACAGCAAGAUCAGCGUCAACAGCAACAAGCUGCUGAACAGGAGAAACUGAAGAAGCUCAAAGAAAUAGCCGAGAUUCAGGAAGUGAAGCUCAAAAAAGUGAGAGCACUGAAAGGCCACGUGGAACAGAAGAGACUGAGCAACGGGAAGCUGGUGGAGGAAAUUGAGCAGAUGAAUAGUUUGUUCCAGCAGAAACAGAGGGAGCUCGUCCUGGCUGUGUCUAAAGUAGAGGAACUUACCCGACAGUUGGAGAUGCUCAAGAAUGGCAGGAUCGACGGCCACCACGACAGCCAGUCUGCUGUGGCCGAGCUCGACCGACUCUACAAGGAGCUGCAGUUAAGAAACAAAUUGAAUCAAGAACAGAAUGCUAAGCUGCAGCAACAGAGGGAGUGUUUGAAUAAGCGCAAUUCAGAAGUAGCGCUCAUGGACAAGCGUGUUAAUGAGCUGAGGGACCGUCUGUGGAAGAAGAAGGCAGCCCUGCAGCAGAAAGAGAAUCUCCCUGUCUCUCCUGAUGGCAAUCUCCCGCAGCCAGGCCUGGCCGCCCCAAGUCGCGUGGCCGCGGUGGGCCCCUACAUCCAGUCCUCCACUAUGCCUCGGCUCGCCUCGCGGCCCGAACUCCUGGUGAAGCCAGUUCUGCCUGACGGUUCCUUGGCUAUGCAGGCUUCUGAGGGGCAGAUCAAAGUGCAGACCCUGCCCAAUAUGAGAUCCGGGGCCACGGCACAAGCAAAAGGCUCUAAAAUCCAUCCACUUGGCCCUGAUUGGAGUUCUCCAAACACAGAUCUUUUCCCAAACCAAGCCUCUGCUUCUGUCUCUAAAAACUCUGGGACCACUCCUGAUCCAGCUGAUGAUGGGGAGGUUCCUCUGAGGGAGAAGGAGAAGAAGGUGCGUCCCUUCUCCAUGUUUGACACGGUUGACCAGGCUGCUGCCCCUUCUGCCUUUGGGACUCUGAGGAAAAACCAGAGCAGUGAAGAUAUCCUACGGGAUGCACAGGCUGCCAAUAAAAAUGUGGCCAAAGUGCCACCUCCUGUACCAUCAAAACCCAAACAGAUUAAUUUGCCUUAUUUCGGACAGACAAAUCAGUCAGCGGCAGACAUGAAGGCAGACGGAAGUCUGCAGCCGUUGUCAGCAGCUGUUGUUUCCAUCGGAAGCAAACCCAAACCUGCGGGCCAGCCACAGAGGGUCCUGCUGUCCCCUGGUGUACCUCCAGCGGGCCCAGACCAGGCCCUUUCUCCAAAUGCUAAGCAAGAAAGCCCACCUGCUGCCGCGGUUAGGCCUUUCACCCCCCAGCCUACCAAAGACGCUCCCCUCGCCCCCUUCCGCAAGCCCCAGACAGUGGCCACCAGCUCCAUCUACUCCAUGUAUACACAGCAGCAAGCCCCUGGCAAGAACUUCCAGCAGGCCGUGCAGAGUGCCCUGACCAAGACACAGCCCAGAGGCCCCCACUUCUCCAGCGUCUACGGCAAGCCCGUGGUUGCCGCAGCCCAAAACUCGUCGCAGUACCCGGAGAACGUGUAUUCCACUAACCAGAGCAAGCCUGGCAGUCCCGAACCAGACACGGAGACUUCAUCUUCCCUCCAGGAGAGCCAGGAAAAUGAGAGGAUUCCUCGGCCACUCAGCCCAACCAAACUGCUGCCUUUCUUGUCAAACCCUUACCGCAACCAGAGUGACGCCGACUUGGAAGCCCUCCGAAAGAAACUGUCGAAUGCGCCGAGGCCCCUGAAGAAGCGCAGCUCUAUCACAGAGCCCGAGGGGCCCAAUGGGCCGAACAUUCAGAAACUUCUGUAUCAGCGGACCACCCUUGCUGCCAUGGAGACCAUCUCCGUCCCCUCGCACCCCUCCAAGCCCACGCCAGUGACUGUCAGCCCAGAAAGCCCCCUGGAAAUCCAGAAUCCGUAUUUGCACGUGGAACCAGAGAAGGAGGUGGUUUCCCCGGCCCCCGAGCCCAUGUCCCCACAGGAAGCAGGGAGUGUGGGAACAGAGCACAGCGGUUUGCCGUCCCCGGCUCCAGGCCUUGAGUACGUGCCCGAGGGAGCCGCUGACAGCAUUCCAAACUUCCAGAAUAGAGUGGAAGAAUCAAAUGUGGAGGCCCCCAGUCUGCUGGAAGGCUACCUGGAGGAGUACCCUCCCUACCCACCACCGCCAUACCCUUCUGGGGACCCUGAAGGGCCUGGAGAAGACCCUGGGAACAUGUGUCCACCCGAGGUCACCGGGCAGGCCCCUCUACCUCCCGGCAAAAGGACAAACUUACGGAAAAUUGGCUCAGAGCGGAUUGCUCAUGGAAUGAGGGUGAAGUUCAACCCCCUUGCUUUACUUCUAGAUUCCUCUUUGGAGGGAGAAUUUGACCUUGUACAGAGAAUUAUUUAUGAGGUUGAUGACCCCAGCCUGCCGAAUGACGAAGGCAUCACAGCACUUCACAACGCUGUGUGUGCCGGCCACACCGAGAUUGUCAAGUUCCUGGUGCAGUUUGGUGUGAAUGUAAAUGCUGCUGAUAGCGACGGAUGGACCCCGCUGCACUGCGCCGCCUCCUGCAACAACGUCCAGGUGUGCAAGUUCCUGGUGGAGUCGGGGGCCGCCGUGUUUGCCAUGACCUGCAGCGACAUGCAGACCGCUGCCGACAAGUGUGAGGAGAUGGAGGAAGGCUACACCCAGUGCUCCCAGUUUCUCUAUGGGGUCCAGGAGAAGAUGGGCAUCAUGAACAGAGGCGUCAUCUAUGCGCUCUGGGACUAUGAGCCUCAGCACGAUGACGAGCUGCCCCUGAAGGAGGGGGACUGCAUGACCAUCGUGCGCAGGGAGGACGAAGACGAGAUCGAGUGGUGGUGGGCGCGGCUGAAUGACCAGGAGGGCUAUGUGCCACGCAACUUGCUGGGGCUAUAUCCAAGAAUUAAACCAAGACAAAGGAGCUUGGCGUGAGAUGGUCAUGGAAUCGAUUACAUGAAGAAUGAAUCUGUUAUCACUAAAAAAGUCAUAUGGUUGUUCCUGGCAAGCAUUUGAUGAGACUCAAUAACCACGCUCCUUGGCUCUGGAAGCAAAUGAAGGAUGGGAGGAUGUGCUGUUUGUGGAGGACAUUCAGCAUGAUGAAGCAGAGGUCCUGAGUGCGCUGAGUCCACUAGCCCAAGAUAAAGGCGAUGCUGGGAAAGAUACACACUGACAAUCGUGUUUCCUGUCAGAAAUAGGACCGUGUAUGUGGCACCUGGGAUGCCAUUGGAUAUCCUGCCUCACUGGUGCUUCUCGGCCCGCAAACCUGUGCUCCCCGCACCCUCACUGGGACCACCCCCACUGGGGCACCCUUUCGGGCGAAGGCUAGAAGUUUCUGAAUGCUUGUUUAUUGUCAGGGAAGAGCUGUUAGUUGGUUACCAGUGCACAAUAACUUUCUUACGUGACUUCUUGUAGCUGCUUAAGAUUUAUACAAAUAUUUGAACUAUUGAACCUGAUCUACAAUAUAGGCGAUGCGAUUUAGAAUCUCAUUUUUAGGCUGAAUUUGAAUCUAUAUUUAUUAUCUUUUGUAUCUUGGAAAUUAUAGACUUACUGUAGACCUCCCCAUGGUGUUUGUCAUGUUACUAGCUGACUUUGAAAGCAGUUGUAAUAAAAUUAAACAUUUGGA